UUUGCUGUCAUUUUAAUCUGUUUGAGCGGGCAUGGGCGUUAAUUGCGUCAAAUAUUUUACCGUGAUUAAUUUAAAAAAUUAAUUAUCGCCCGUUAACGCGAUAAUUUUGACAGCCUAAAUAAAUAUAUGAAUAUUUUUUUAAAUAAAAAAAAAUAGGAAUUUACUGAUAUUUUAUAUGAAUUUGAUCUUUUUAUGAAUGUUUUUAGGAUUGAGGAAUUACUUAUUUUUAGCAGUAUUUUUUUCAAUUAAAUUUUCUAUAUAAGGUAGUUUUGUACUUUGAUUGAAGGGCAACCUUUUCGGGGUGUACCCCGCCUUCUGGCCGUGAUGAGCUGGGAUAGGCUCUGGCACCCCCGCGACCCUCGUGAGGAUAAGUGCUAUGGAAGAUGAAUGAAUGUUUAUGUACGUUUGUUAAAUGUAAAUUCAUUCGUCGUAUUAUUGUUUUUAAUUUUUUUUAAUAUGAGUCUCUUCAUACUGCAGAUAGGUUCGCGUUAACGCUUACUCGUCAGUGUCAUCAUGUCUACUGAGGUCAGUGUGUCUAUCUGUAUUUGUGUGUGUGUGUGUUCUGUCAGAUAAAGCUCAACAGCUGCACCGCAAAUACACACACACACUGUAGGCCGACUCCUCCUAGUCGCCUCCCUCCUUCCCUCGUAACCCGGAAAGCCGUCCAUGCACUUUUCCAGGCGUGGACACACGCACUCGCGUAAGCAGCAAGCGAGGCCUUUCGCUCUUGUGUUUUCUUUUCCUUCACGACGCAGUCGUCCGGCAAGCUUCUGCCUCCGUUUGCUAGACCUAAGAGCGAUUCGAAGCCCUCGCCGCCAUUGCCAUGGAAAUGCCAGGCCAGAGACGCAGCGGGCGCAGCGCCGCCUCGCCGACCCGCAUCACCCGCCUUCAAGAGAAGGAGGACUUGUGCAACCUGAACGACCGCCUGGCCGUCUACAUCGACAAGGUGCGCUCGCUGGAGUCCGAGAACGCCGGCCUGCGUCUGCGCAUCACAGAGUCCGAGUCGCUGGUCAGCCGGGACCUCAGCGGCAUCAAGGCGACCUACGAGGCCGAGCUGGCAGACGCUCGCAAGACCCUCGACCAGGUGGCCAAGGAGCGCGCCCGCUUGCAGCUGGAGCUCGGGAAAGUCAAGGAGGAGUACAAGGAGCUCAAAGCCAGGAACAGCAAGAAGGAGUCUGACCUGGAUGCGGCUUUGGUGCGCCUCCGUGACCUGGAGGCGCUGCUCAACUCCAAAGACGCAGCCCUCAGUACGGCCCUGAGCGAGAAGCGAAAUCUCGAGGUCGAGAUCAAGGAGCUCAAGGCUCAGUUGGCCAAGUUGGACGGCGCCCUGGCCGACGCCCGUCGCCAACUCCAGGACGAGAUGCUCCGCCGCGUGGACGCCGAGAACCGCCUGCAGACGGUGAAGGAGGAGCUGGAGUUCCAGAAGAACAUCUACAACGAGGAAAUCCGCGAGUCCAAGCGGCGUCACGAGUCGCGCAUGGUGGAAAUCGACAGCGGGCGGCAGCAGGAGUUUGAGAGCAAGCUGGCCGAGGCGCUGGCCGACCUGCGGGCUCAGCACGAGGAGCAGGUGGGGCUCUACAAGGCCGAGCUGGAGAAGACGUACAACUCCAAGCUGGAGAACGCGCGUCAGUCGGCUGACAGGAACAGCCACUUGGUGGGCGCCGCGCACGAGGAGCUCCAGCAGACGCGCAUCCGGGUGGAAGGCUUGUCGGCGCAACUCAGCCAGCUGCAGAAACAGCUGUCCUCGAGCGAGGCUAAAGUGCGCGAGAUGGAGGAGAUGCUGAGCCGGGAGCGCGACACCAUGCGACGGCGGCUGGAGGAAAAGGACCGCGACAUGGCCGCCAUGCAGGCACGCCUGCAGCAGCAGCUGGACGAGUACCAGGAGCUCUUGGACAUCAAGCUCACCCUGGACAUGGAGAUCAACGCCUACAGGAAGCUGCUGGAGGGCGAGGAGGAGAGGUUGCAGCUGUCCCCGAGCCCCACGCCGGGCCGCAUGGCGGUGACGCGCACGUCGGGCUCGUCGCACGGCCACUCACGGCUCCUCCUCACCUCCUCCUCGACCGGCCGCUCGUCCUCCAAAAAGCGGCGUCUGAACGACGACGAAAGCGAUACGUCCAGCGUGACGGCGGGCGGCACCGUCACCAAGACGCGCGUGGUCCAGCACGCCGCCGCCAGUGGCCGCGUCACCGUGGACGAGGUGGACCAGGACGGCAAGUACGUCAGGCUCAGCAACAAGAGCGACGAGGACCAAUCGCUGGCCGGCUGGCAGUUGAAAAGACAAGUGGGCAGCGGCACCCCCAUCAUCUACAAGUUCCCCCACAAGUUCACCCUCAAGGCUGGAGCCACAGUCACUGUGUGGGCAGCGUCAGGUGGCGGAAGCCACACCCCCCCGACUGACCUAGUGUGGAAGGGUCAGGACUCGUGGGGAACCGGCGACCUCCUCAACACCGUCCUCAUCAGUGCCGCCGGAGAGGAAAUGGCGAGCAGAAAAGUGACGCGCACCCUCUUCCAAGAGGACGAAGACGACAUGGGAGCCCACAGCACCAGCGGCGAAAACGAGUACAACCUGCGCAGCCGCACGGUCAUCUGCGACUCGUGCGGCCAGACGUCGGACCGCGGCUCCUCCCACGGCGGUCAUGGCGGCGGCUUAGCCGAAGGCCUCGUGGGACAUUCCUUUUUCAUGCCUCAAGACCAGCCCAGACAGAAUCGUGUCAACCCCGAGAACUGUGUUGUCAUGUAAAGGCAGAUUUGGCGCCACCUCCUGUCACCGCUUGGAUGUUUUUGUUUUUUUUCCCGAACUUGCUUGUGUGUAAUCCACUUCUGGUAUGCUAGCCCUUGCUGCUAACGCUUAAGCGCACUUACUCGGGUUCACGUUGAACUCAUUGCCAGCCAUUGACGACGAUAGACGUCAAUGGCAGCCAAUGAAUUGAUGCUGUCAAAGGUCAACACGCACUGAUGGUGAGCCCUGUCCCCUAUGCACGCAGACAUAUGCACAUGAAAAUGAGUCAAAAGUUUAUCAUUCAUCAAGCAAAAAAUUUGGGCUACAAGCCUUUCAUGUUACAAAAAUAUGAAAAGUACAAAAUUUCGAGGAUUUGCUGAAAGUGAAUGUUUUUGUUCUUUUUUCAAAUCCCGGAACAUUCCAUACAUGCUAGCAUGCUAGCCUAUGUCGUAUUUCAACUUUUCAGGAAGGAGACAAAACAACUGCGUCGUUUCCGAACAUUUUCAAACAAAUGCACUCAUUUAUUUUUAAAUUUUUCAGGAAAGCUUCAUAUUCGAUAAAAUACAAGAAAAUAAUGGGAAAAUGAGAAAAGGUCAAGUGUUUUUCCUUUUUUUUCUAUACACGCUAGAUAGUAUGGUAAAAAAAAAUCGUAUCAGUUGCCUAAUAUCGCAACUUUAGCAUGACUGUUUGAUUAAAAAUGUCAUGAAUAGCUUUGCAUGCGCUAACAAUGCUAAUUUUCAUCAGCUUGUCCAUUGUUAGCAUAAUAUUAUGAACUAAAAUGCAUUUAAAAACGGCAAUAAAUUGUCCUAAUCAUUAGGAAAAGGGUCAAAUUUCACAAAAUACAAUAAAAUUUUUAAAAAGUGACAGCCAUUUUCUUUCAUUUUCAGGGAACUUCCCAUACAUGCUAGCUAGUAUUGUAGCUUUUGUCGUAAUUCCAACUUUUUCGGAAACAAAAACAAAAACAAUUAACAAAAUUAAUAAUAAUAAUAAUAAUAAUAUUUAAUUAAAAAUGUCCUGAUGCUUAAUAUCUUUGUAUUCCAUAACGUUGAUGCUAAUUUCAUCAGCUUGUCCAUUGUUAGCAUAAAUCAUAACAUGUGUUUAUAAACUGCAAUAAGUUAAAAAGGUUCAAAGACGACAAAAUACAACAAAAUAGCAAAAGGUAACUUUUUUUUUAAUGGAACUUCGAAUACAUGCUAGCUAGACAUGCUAACAUGCUAUUUCAACGUUUUGGGAAACAAGAAAAAAAACAUUUAAAUGGAUUGCCUAAUAUCGUAACUUAAUUGAAAAUGUCCUGAAUAGCUUGUAUUCCAUAAUAUCGAUGCCAAUUUUCAUCAGCUUGUCAAUUGCUAACAUAAAAUUUGUUUUAAAGCGGCUAUAAAUUGUCCUUUUUCAGAAUUUUUUUCAGAAAAGGUUCAAAGACGACAAAAUACAAGAAUAAUAAGUAACAUUUUGGUUUUCUUUCAUGGAACUUUCCAUACAUGCUAGCUGUACAUGCUAACAUGCGAUUUAAACAUUUUGGGAAACAAGGAAAAAAAACUUUGUAUUCCAUAAUAUUGAUUCAAAUUUUCAUCAGCCUGUCGAUUGCUAGCAUAACAUGGUAUAAAAUGCAUUUAAAAGCGGCCAUAAGUUGUGGAAAAGGUUCAAAGACGACAAAAUGAAAAAAGGAGACAUUUUUUUAAAUAGGACUUCCAAUACAUGCUAGCCAUACAUGCUAACAUGCUAUUACAACUUUUUUUUUUUUUUUAACUAUUUAAAAAAUAAUAAAAAUCAAAUGUAUUGCCUAAUAUUGUAACUUAAACCAAUUUAAAAUGUCCUGAAUAGCUUUGUAAUCGCUAACAUUGAUGCUAAUUAUCAUCUGCUUAUUGUUGGCAUAACAUCAUUAAAUGAAAUGUGUUUAAAGGUGCCAAUAAAUUGUCUUAAAACCGAAAAACUUCAUAUAGGACAUAGGCUAACAAUGUGCACUUACUUUUCUAAAAGUGCCGCUAAAGAUUUAUCCUUUGUUUUUAGCAUUAGGCUAACUUGGACAAUCCUCUGUUUUUCCCAAUUUAGUUAAAGUAUUUGUCUAUUUCGCAGGAUUGCAGAUUAUUAGUCAUUGUGCUUUUGUGUACCUUUCAAACAUGCUAGCAUGUCGUAUUUAAACUUUUUCGGAUACAUUAAAAAAAACCAAUUAACAAAAAAAAACAACACAUAUUAGCCUGUUGUCAUAACUUUCAAACUCGGUGUGACACUAUUUGAUUCAAAAUGCAUCGCGAACUAUCCUUGAAUUCGUUAACAUUGAUGCUAAUUUCCAUUGGCUUGUCCAAACGUUAUUGGCAACAAUUCAAGAAUUGAAAUGUUCAAACGCCGUAAUGGUCUUUUUUUUUAACCAUUUUUCAAAAAGGAUUUAAAUACGACAACCAUGCUAGUAGGCUAACAAAACGUGCUUUGAUUUCUUAAAGCGAAGCUAAAAGUUUGUGUUUUAGCAGCUGGCUAUUGAACCAUUUAGUUGCAGUCAAACGCUUGUCUAAUUUCCCCGGAUUGGAAAUUAUUUUCACCCAUUUUUUUUUCUACUUUGGCCUAAGAUAUGAAUUGAUGUGUGUCUUUUUUUGUGCUUUAUCAUGCAACAUUGUACUGUAAUCCAGCCAAUUGUUAGCCAAAGAAAGCCAAGCCUGGCGCUUAUUAAAAAAUACUUGAUGUUUUUUUUUUUUGGUAGUAUUUUGCUCCAAAAAGGUGCCUUCUUUCCAGUCAUAUCCAAAGAUUUGUAAUCGACACACGAAUGCUUGCUGUUUUGAGAUUUCCUGUCUUGAUGAAAGCCAUAUUAGUCCAUGCUGGAAUAUUUUUGUGCUUCUUUUCCAAAUAAAAUUGAGAAAAAUAUUCUUCCUUGUCUCAUUCAUGUAUUACCUUUUAUUGACAAAUAUACUGAUUUCUUGUAGGCACUGUUUGCAUUAUUCUAACACACUAUAAUCAAUCAGGAAAUAGUAUCUUUUCUCGUAUUUACCGAUCGACUGUUUUGUAUUACUCUAACACACGCAAUAUAAAAUAAAUAGCACUUAUACCAUAGUUUAAGAAAAACAAGCAGAAUAUAUUUGCUAUAGGGCAUAAGAGAUAUAUGACGCCUUCUUAGGAGCAAGAUUGACCCUGACAAGCCCACGUCUGCACCACCAACUCUCGCAAUCAGUUCUUCCGGACAGUCCAGAACAAAUGGCGGGACGUCCUGUCCCAACACAAGGAACACCGGAGAUUGCCCGAUAUCCAACUGAUAACAUAACUGAUAAGACUCCAAGAGCCCCUUUGACGCCGAGGUGGCAAAAUCCACAAACCUCGUUGCCCUGACAACAGUAACUCCCGAAUCCCCUGUCCAAUCCACAAACAGACAAUAAUCCCAAACACACCCUUCUUCCUGCCCACGAACCACCUGACGAGAGCCUUCAACAAGGUUUAACUAAGCGUUGUCAUUUUUCUCGGAAAACUUUUAUUGAGGUGUGAUAUGGCGACUUUGGAGCGAGUCUGCCUCCUCGCCUGAGUCAGUUUUGUUUUGCCUUGCCAUUUGAUCGCUGUUGACCUGAAUAAAUUGUCAACUUGUUUUCAGUGAGCUUUCUUUUAACCUUUCAAAAUGGAGCCAGUAUGAAGAGUUU
This is a messenger RNA of Corythoichthys intestinalis (scribbled pipefish), 6333 nucleotides long. RefSeq names its product lamin-A-like. Gene Ontology annotation, cellular component: nuclear lamina; nuclear envelope. The transcript is spliced from 13 exons. Gene Ontology annotation, molecular function: structural constituent of cytoskeleton. The record is from RefSeq and is a predicted model, not a curated record. Gene Ontology annotation, biological process: nuclear pore localization; nuclear envelope organization; heterochromatin formation. Bases 824 to 2740 code for a protein of 638 amino acids. Lineage: Eukaryota; Metazoa; Chordata; Actinopteri; Syngnathiformes; Syngnathidae.